This is a messenger RNA of Aspergillus nidulans FGSC A4, 548 nucleotides long. RefSeq names its product mitochondrial 54S ribosomal protein YmL23. The record is from RefSeq and is a predicted model, not a curated record. Gene Ontology annotation, biological process: translation. NCBI's taxonomy places the organism in Eukaryota, Fungi, Ascomycota, Eurotiomycetes, Eurotiales, Aspergillaceae. The transcript is spliced from 3 exons. Gene Ontology annotation, molecular function: structural constituent of ribosome. The coding region runs from base 48 to 548 and encodes 166 amino acids. Gene Ontology annotation, cellular component: mitochondrion; mitochondrial large ribosomal subunit; ribosome.
CAGGCAUUGGCGAUAGAACCUGACAAGCCAGGUUAAUCAUUCUGAAGAUGUCGCAAACUGUUGGAAAGACCCGACUUGCCUACUCCCGAGCAUGGCACCUCGUGGACGUCGGCUCGGACGGCCGCAGUCUCGGUCGCCUUGCCUCUUCCAUUGCCCUCAUCCUCAUGGGCAAGAACAAGCCUAUCUAUGACCCAUCCACAGACUGCGGUGACUACGUUGUCGCUGUCGGCUGCCACGAUCUCCACACAACGGGCAAGAAGCGUUUUCAGAAAAAGUACUACACGCACACCACCCGCCCCGGUAGUCUGCGGAGCAUGACGAUGGACAAGAUGUUUGAGAAGUGGGGUGGAGGUGAGGUCUUGCGACGUGCUGUGAGAGGCAUGCUGCCGAAGAAUCGGCUGCGAGAUAAGCGAUUGGCGAGGCUGAAGACGUUCGAAGGCGUCGACCAUCCGUAUAAGGAUAACAUUGUCCGCAUUGGGGCUCCGUCGAACAUUGGGGCGUUACCGGAAGUCAAGGCGGCUUUCCAGGAGGCUAAGACCUCGCAGUAA